Babesia ovata is the source of this 1413-nucleotide messenger RNA. Its product is annotated as elongation factor TS. The transcript has 3 exons. Bases 1 to 1413 code for a protein of 470 amino acids. Gene Ontology annotation, cellular component: mitochondrial matrix. The record is from RefSeq and is a predicted model, not a curated record. Gene Ontology annotation, molecular function: protein binding; translation elongation factor activity. NCBI's taxonomy places the organism in Eukaryota, Apicomplexa, Aconoidasida, Piroplasmida, Babesiidae. Gene Ontology annotation, biological process: mitochondrial translational elongation.
AUGGAGUUGACAUGGGUUGCGUGUCGCCUGCUGGCAGUUACGUGGGUUCUUAGCGGCAUUAUUGGCGGGUAUGGUUAUUUGCCGGGAAGUAACCUGCGUGCCAACGUCUCAUUGUCACCAUGGCAGCCCGGGGCAUGCAAGCAGUUAAGCUGCUUUAAUCGCAAAAGCAAUCAAAAACGAUUCUUCACCAGCGUAUACGCAGAAUCUACUGCAGAUCAUACGGCAGAUGCAGGAGAUGAUCGAAAGCGAAAGAUCCUGUUCCUCCGUACCUCCACCGGGAAGGGGACUCAGGAAUGUUACGAGGCGUUGACAAAGGCUGGAGGCGACCUUCGUGCAGCCCUCGACAUCAUCAGAAGUGGCAUGGAAAACUAUGUUGCGUCUAAUAGUGGAGGCGAAUCUGCGCCGGUUGUAGACCUGCUUCACGGACGGGUGGCCACUGUCAUGACCCCUGAUAUGGCUGUUGUCCUAGAAUUGCGUUGUGAAACAGAUUUUGUUGCGCGCAAUCACGUAUUCAUGGCCCUGGCAAAAUCGCUUGCCAACUCUGCUCUGGCGGUGGUGAGAUCUGGAGACGCAGCUGCGCAUGGUUUGGACGCCGAGUCCAUUGGUAAGCGCAUGAUGGAAGCGCGAUGCAUCCGCUGUUCAAAAACUCCUAGUGAAGCUGCUGUACUUGCUAAGAUGGCCUUGCAUGAACAGUUGAUCAUCACCAGAUUGGGAUUCAUUAAGGCAUCUCCACAGGAGUUCCUUACAUCAUAUCUCCACGGGGCACUGGUCGCCACCCACCCUUUAAAUAAGGUUGGAUCGGCCGGUGCGCUCUUGAAGUACACGUUGAGUGGCGCUCCGGAUUCGGAAGCAGUGGGGAGCACUCUGCCCACAGCCGCCGAUCUGCAGACGCCCAUUACGUACGACCAGUCCAGCGUCCCCGAAACAAACUGCGCCCUCGUCGGCUCAGACUGCAUGUACGCAGAAAUCCCUGCGGUAGAGCCGUCACUGCUAUCGGACACUGAUGUGGGAUUAACUCGAAGCAUCAAGACCUUCACAAAGCAGAUCACCCAGCAUAUCGUAGGCGCCAGGCCAGUCGCCAUGUCACUUGAAGACUACGAUCCGGAAAAGGUGAAUGCGGCAAGGGCUGAAUUGGAAGCCGAGGCGCUAGCCUCAGGGAAACCCAAGGACACAGUCGAUCGCAUUGUUUCCGGACGGCUGCGCAAGCAAUUCGGAGAAUUUGUAUUGAUGGAGCAGAAAUGGCCAUUCGAUGGCGGUAAGCCGUCCGUCAGCAGUGCCGUACAGGAUUUCGAGAAGAAGCACCGUGCAAAGGUGGAACUCAAAAAGAUGCUACAGUUCUCCGUGGCCGAUGAUCUACUCACGUACAGAGCAGCGCAUGGCGCAAACUACUACCGACUUAACAUGGUUUUAUAA